AAUUGUUGAGUUGCCACACGUUUAAUUAACUCAAUGCCGAUUCACUUCUCACAUUUUUCCUCACUUUCUCUUUCACACAGUUAGGCACUCAAUUAUCUGUUUCCUGUUUCUCUCUCUACAAAACCUUCCAUAUUCCAUACGGUAUACAAGGCACAAGCUAUACGUAAUAGAGAAAUGGUGCAGAAACUGGAUUUCCCAGCUGUUCAUAAACAUUACUGGGAAUAGUUGAACAAAUCCUACUUACUUUCUCUUCAAAAACCUCAUUUUCCCUAGAAGAAUGCCACACCAAGAGGAAAACGGUAAGAAAAAUUAUGGGUUAGAGGAAAACGAAGAGAAUUUUGAGGGAGGAUCGGAAAAGUCCAGUGAGAUUUCAGCAAUUAAUGCUACAAUUAGUGAAGCAAAAUCAGUUAUCGUUAUGCCCAGAAACAAAUCUCAGUUCACGAGCCGUAGAAUUACACCUUCAGAUAAAGCAGAUGAUAUGUCAGAAAAGCUGCUUCUAAAUGGGGAUCUGUAUUCUGGAAAAUUUUCAAAUAAUACACCUCAUGGAUUGGGUAAAUACCUAUGGAAAGAUGGGUGUAUGUAUGAAGGGGAAUGGAGGAAGGGGAAGGCCUGUGGCAAAGGGAAGUUUUCAUGGCCAUCAGGCGCAACAUUUGAAGGCGAAUUCAAGUAUGGUCGAAUGGAGGGCAGUGGCACUUACAUAGGUUCUGAUGGGGAUAUGUAUAAGGGCUCCUGGGUCGGUGAUCGUAAGCACGGAUAUGGAGUGAAGCAUUAUGGAAAUGGGGAUUACUACGAGGGCGAAUGGAAAAAGAAUUUGCAAGAUGGGCAGGGGAGGUAUACAUGGAGGAAUGGGAAUGAGUAUGUUGGUGAAUGGAAGAAUGGGAUGAUUCAUGGAAGAGGUGUUUUAGUUUGGAACAAUGGGAAUAGAUAUGAUGGGAAUUGGGAGACUGGGAUUCCAAAGGGAGAUGGGGUUUUUACAUGGCCCGAUGGGAGUUGCUAUAUCGGCUGCUGGCCGAAAGACUCAUGUAGAAACAUCGAUAGUGAUCAAAUCUUGAAUGGUACUUUUUAUCCUGCAAAUAAUUGUAAUAAUGUUAAUGGAAAUGAUGAGAAUGAGGAGGGAUUUAAGAGGUAUUUUGAUGAUAAGUUAUUGGUAGCAAAGGAGGAGAGAAUGGAUGUAAUGAUAGGUGGUGGUAGGAAGAAGAGGUGGUCAGUGGACGAGGGGUUGAUGGAGAGGACUUUCCCAAGAAUAUGCAUUUGGGAGUCAGAGGGUGUGGCUGGGGAUAUAACGUGUGAUAUUAUCGAUAAUGUGGAGGCAUCGUUGUUAUAUAGAAAUCACGAUGGAGUGAGGCAAUUACGGAGGAAUUCUUGUAGUUUUAGUGGGGAAGUGAAGAAGGCAGGACAGACUAUAUCUAAAGAGCAUAAGAAUUAUGCUUUGAUGCUUAUAUCAACUUCCUAUAUAUGUUUUUAUAUAAAAACAAAUGGAAAGGCACUCAAUUAUCUGUUUCCUGUUUCUCUCUCUACAAAACCUUCCAUAUUCCAUACGGUAUACAAGGCACAAGCUAUACGUAAUAGAGAAAUGGUGCAGAAACUGGAUUUCCCAGCUGUUCAUAAACAUUACUGGGAAUAG
Molecule: messenger RNA, 1624 nt
Organism: Olea europaea var. sylvestris
Lineage: Eukaryota; Viridiplantae; Streptophyta; Magnoliopsida; Lamiales; Oleaceae
Product: phosphatidylinositol 4-phosphate 5-kinase 2-like
Exons: 3
Coding region: 278-1624 (448 amino acids)
Cellular component (GO): cytosol
Source: RefSeq, a predicted model, not a curated record